Molecule: messenger RNA, 1336 nt
Organism: Aspergillus nomiae NRRL 13137
Lineage: Eukaryota; Fungi; Ascomycota; Eurotiomycetes; Eurotiales; Aspergillaceae
Product: AHA1 family protein
Exons: 4
Coding region: 49-1029 (326 amino acids)
Biological process (GO): positive regulation of ATP-dependent activity; protein folding
Cellular component (GO): cytosol
Molecular function (GO): protein-folding chaperone binding; ATPase activator activity
Source: RefSeq, a predicted model, not a curated record
CAAGACCCACUAGCAGUUCAUAAUAAAUUUAUUUAAAAUACCAACAUCAUGGUUCUGCACAACCCCAACAACUGGCACUGGGUGAAUAAGGAUGCCUCCGGAUGGGCCAAGGAUUACCUGAAGGAGAAGCUCUGCGCGCUUUCCGCCGAAGAAAAUGGUGUCACCGCCAAGAUCUCCAACCUCCUGUCUAUGGAUGGCGACGUAGACGUCAGCCAGAGAAAAGGCAAGGUCAUCACCUUGUUCGAUGUCAAAGUACAGCUAGAGUAUGAAGGUAAGACCAAGGACGAGGAGUCCGUUAGCGGUACUAUCACCAUCCCCGAGGUUGCCCACGACACAGAGGAAGACGAGUAUGUUUUUGAGAUUGACAUCUACUCUGAAUCCUCUUCUAAGCAGCCGGUGAAAGACCUCGUGCGGUCGAAACUUCUGCCCCAGCUCAGACAGGAGUUGGCUAAACUUGCACCCGCCCUGAUCGGCGAGCACGGCAAGGAUAUCCAGCAUGCCCCCGGUGAAAACCCAUCUAAGGGUUUCACCGCCCCAGCCUAUCACCCGCAGACUAAGAAGGACACUCCUGCCCCCAAGACGACCACUACUACUACCGGCAGCAAGGUUGCUGUCAACACUACUACCGUGAUUGCCUCGGAUGAGUUCCGUACCACCGCCGAGGAAUUGUACAACACCUUUACAGACCCCCAGCGCAUUGCCGCUUUCACCCGCGGAGCGCCUCGUCAGUUCGAGGGUGCCCAGGUUGGCGGAAAGUUCGCCAUCUUUGAUGGCAAUGUCACCGGAGAAUAUACUAAGCUGGAGAAACCGACUCAGAUCGUGCAGAAGUGGCGAUUGGCCCAGUGGCCCGAAGGUCACUUCAGCUCCCUUGAGAUCAACUUUGACCAGAACGAUGUCGACGGCGUCACCCAAAUGCGUGUGUCUUGGACUGGAGUCCCAGUUGGCCAGGAGGAUGUCACCAAACAGAACUGGGAAAUGUACUAUGUUCGCAGUAUCAAGCAGACUUUCGGGUUUGGCACUAUCCUCUGAUCUCGUACGCCCGUCUUUGGAAGUUUGACGAUUCGAACGCCGAUGGUGUGUACAGAUGACCUGACUCUGUCUGCGAUCAACGCGCCCUGUAAGGGCUGGCGUAUCUAUGUUUUGGGUCGACUGAAUUGCGUUCUUGGAAAGCAGACACUCUGUACCUCACAUCUGUGCCUUUUGUGAUACACCUUCCCCUCUUGCAUCUGAGGGUAUGGUUCGACGAUUCCACGAUAGAAAUCCAUGAUUAGAUCAAUGUAAAACGAAUCAAUAACGAAACCCCACGGUUGUAUACACCCUAUCUCUGUCUGUAUGG